Messenger RNA from Rhopilema esculentum, 5873 nucleotides. NCBI's taxonomy places the organism in Eukaryota, Metazoa, Cnidaria, Scyphozoa, Rhizostomeae, Rhizostomatidae. The record is from RefSeq and is a predicted model, not a curated record.
AUCUUGUACACCGAUAGUUUUUACCUUGGCAAAAAGCAGAAACAUAAAAGAGCAAAGAAGAAGCAGCAUAGUAAAAUUGAAGAGCUCAGUAUGACGGAACAGUGGAAGAGCUCACAGAUUCAAUUCUAAGAUUUGGAGAUGGGAACUUCAUUGUUUUUUCUGGCAAGAAAGGCAUGCGCGAUGAAAAGUUGGUGUCCGUCAGACCGGGAUAUUCGCCAAUACGUUACAUUGCGAGCGUUUCUAAACUAUGGAACCCUGAAAGAGUUGAGAAGUUACUGGAAGAAAAGGCCUUGAAAGAACACCACCUGCAACGAUACAAGAAGAUAAAGCUACCCAAAAUUGACAUUGUCCCUUCAAGUGACUAUGAUCCGCUGUUACGAGAUCGACCGAAACCUUACACGCAUACAUCGUUGCCAGAUUUAUUUCAUCCCAGGGAUCCAGCUCCUAGCCGAGUUGAUAAUGACGAAGAUCAAAUGGAAGACGCCUCGAGUGGGUAUGCAAAGAGCUUUAUAUCUGAUACUAGAAAUCUGGAGAGACGAAGACUUGUGCGGAAGAAGACCAUGCAGAUGAAUCGCCUGGAUAUCAAUAUGCCAAAGAAAGACACUGACAAUGAGAAGCAUCGCAAAAUUUUGGAAACAACCGAAGAGCAAAAUGAUGAUUAUGAUGAUGAUGAUGUGAGUGAUAGUAUUUCCGAUUGGGCAAAGCUUGUUGAGAAAUCGAGAAACGUAGUCGACAAAACAUUUGAUGAUCUUUUUGAAAAACGAAAAGAAGAGGAGGAUGCCUUACAGGGGGGUGUUUUUGGAGAGGUCUAUGAUGGUCGUGCAAAACACGGGGGUCAUGCUGACAAAAGAUCGCCGUCGGACGGUCUACGAGAUGAACAAUCGCUUAGUAGUGUAGACUAUGCUUCGUUAAAUCCACAGCAAAAAGCGGAACUGAUUUCGCAUUUACUAUUACAAGGAAUUGGGAAAGAGGCAUCGACAGUUGAGCAACUAAUGAGCGAUGACCAAGAAGAGAAGGGCACUGUGUCAACCGAAAAGAAGAUAGAUCUUUCAGAGCAAGUCUCGUUCCCAGCAAAGCAGAGACAUGGCUCGUUUUCGGAUUCAGGUAGCGUUAGAGGGUUCAGGGGCAAUGCUCUACACAGCAGCCUUCCAUCAACAAACUCAAAAGCAAGCUCCAAGCCUAAGAGUCUUAAAGAUAGUCUUGUGAUAUCAUCUUUGAAUAAGUUGCCCCCGAUCAAAUCUGAGCCUGUUACACCGAAUAUCAAUGGGAAAAAGGAGAGCGCAGGGGAUUUGCGCAGCUUUAAAUUGCCUGUGAUACCAAAGAGAGGAACAGGCUUGCUUAACGCGAGAAAGUCACAUAAGCUUGAGAACGAGAAGGAUGGAGAAAAUCUGUUUGUUGGUGGACGGGGAAUCGAGGUUAACGAUGUCAGAAUUGAUAUCAAGGAUGCUCAAAAUGACGACGAGGCUGACAGCGAGAAUGAUGAUGGCGAAGAUCUCAUCAAGGCCUUUAGAGAAAAAGCGACGGUAGAGGAAGAUCAAAGAAGACUUCAGGCUGAAAAUGAAGGGUCACCUCACCAGAUGGCCCCUCCAGCAUCAAUUGAAAGUUUCACCGGGAAACAAACUCCGGACAGUGGCCGAAGUAGUGGAACUGGCCUCACAGGGGUCAGUGACCUUAAUGCUGCACAGCCCGAGGAGAAACCUGCUAAAGAGCCUAUGACCCCUGUGGCAGAGGAAUCUUCAAGAUCAUCUAAGGCGAGUAAAACUGUAAGCAGGGCGAGCACUCUAAAUGGGACUAAGUCUAACGUAAGUGGAAGGCAAAGGAGUUUUGAAAGAGAAAGAAGCAAUCGCAUAAGUUCUUCAAUAUCUAAAGAAACUAGAGAUGAACGUGUUGAUAAAGAAUCAUCAGAUUUGGUUGGAAGUGACCAUCUUACUGAAGAAAGAGUUGCCCUGCCGGAGGAGGAUGAAAAAGAGAAUGAGGGGGAUGUGUCUGUUGUUGAUAAAGACGAAGAUGUUUUAAAUAACGUCGACGAAGAGACUCUAUCAAGGGCUCGAAGUUUUCAGAGUCAAGAUGUUGCAGAGAGCGCUUCUUCAUUGCACGAUGAAGGUGUUUACGUCGAAGAAGAACAGGCAGAUCUUCUCAUUGAGACAAAAGAUGCUGAAAACGACGAUGACCAAAAUGACGAACUGCCUCAUGAAGCCACGUUCACAGACACGAAGACUGUUUCUGACUCCAUCGAUAUUGUGAUAGAAGAAGAUAUGAAAUUUGAUGAUGCUAAAACAAUUACUGAAUCCUUAGCCUCGAGAAGCAGUUCAGGAUUUUUGCAAGUGCAAGCGAGAACGGCGGCUGAAGCUGCUCUUUCCAGGCCUCGAUCUGGCAUGGAUCUAAUCGAGGAUAUGAAAAUAGCAGCCAGUGAAUUUGGAAAGUUGUUCAGUGAUAAUAUUUUGCGGGAGGCGAGUAAGUCAUCGUUGUCACGUAGAAGAACGCGAUCUGACGCUCAGCAAAAGAUCCCCAGACUGAAAAACAAGAACAACAGAUCCCAGUCGAUUUCAGUUCUUUCUCAAAGGUCCAGCAAAAGAAUGGAACCUGUUGAUAUCGAUUCAUUGAAAGCCAACGUAACUGGUCUUGGUGCAAUGAUUGACAAAAAGAUUGUUGAUACUAACAGACCCUCACCCUCUUCAAAUAAAGAAGAUAAAGAUUUGGAAGAAAAAGAGCCUAGUCAAGGGAGCCGUGGGGUUAUUGAAGAAGAUCAUAAUUCGUUGGUAUCAUUUCCAGCCGUUUCCUCAAAAUCAGAUACGUCACCAAAAGAUAUUCAAAUGGACAUUAUCAGUUAUGUCGCACCAGAUCGAGAGGGGACUGGGACAGAUUUGGUCAUACAUAAGGACACUGAUGUUGUGGACGCGCCUGACGCUAAUGCAGUUGAGACACACCCAGACACUGACGAAGAAGAAUUCCAACAAGCAUUGCAAGCUAUUGUGGAGGAGGUUAAGGACUUAAAAGAAAAGAAACCUCAAAAGGGAGGGAAAAGAAUUCGGAAAUUGAAACCGAGUCCGGAAGAGAAAUAUAAUAUAGUUCGUGACAGAAUGUCCGCAUCUCCGCCGUUUCUUGCUGGGAAAGUCAAGGAUUCUAAAGCACCAAAAGGAUUAGGCCAGAUUGAGGAGACCAAAAAAAAAACGAAAGGGAAAGCAGCCAAGAAAUCGAAGGAAACAGUGAAAAAAUUAAAAGUUAAGAAAGAUAACCAGAGGAAGAAGAAGGUAACAUUCAGCGAAAAGGUCCAUGUGGGAGAAACCAAAGAACCCAAAACUGAAACAACAACAGAACAAGCAAAAGAGCCUGCUGCAAAAACAGAUGAUGAAGACAAAGAAGAAUAUUCUGCGGAGGAGACUGCGUAUGACAAAUAUGAUGUACCAAUCACCAUUAAACAGGCUAAGGUAAAAGAAGAUUCAGCUACUGAAGAAGAGAAGGAAGAAGCCCAAAAAGAAGAUGCCAGCGAAGCAGUACGUAGAAGCUCUCAGAGCUCGAAAGAAGAAAAGCAGGUGGAAGAUGCUGAAGCACCAGGCGUUUUACAAAAGUCGUUCACCUUCACCAGCUCGACUGGCAAUGAAUCUGAUGCCUCGUUAAUGGUUUCUGGGAACGAAGAGGGUGUCGGUACAGACAGGCACAUGGAUGCUCGAAUGCAGAAAAGGAAAAUGGAAGCAGAGAGGAGGAGAUUGAAGGUUGAGCAAAGAAGAAGAGAAAAAGAAGAAGCUAAAAGAAAAAUGCUAGAGCAAGCUGAAAGGGAAGAAAGGCUUAAGCAAGAAGCUGAGCAAGAGAUGAUACGAAGGAUGGAAGACUUUAAACAAAAGAAAAUGUCGGAGGAAGAAGAACAGAAGAGGAAGCAAGAGGAAGAAGCUAGGAAGCAACGCAGGCUUGAACGCGAGCGUGAAAGGGAGCGUAAGGAGAAGGAAGAGCUAAAAAGGAAGAUGGCCGCUAUGCAGGCUAAGCUGAAAUUGGAAGAAGAAAUGCGACGUGAGCAGGAGAGAAUCGCUAGGGAACACGAAGAAGAGUUGAGGCGCCAGGAAGAAGAGAAACUCAAAGAAAUGGAAGAACAUGAACGAAUAGAGUAUGAAAAGAGGAAACGCGAAGAAGAAGAAGAGCGUUUACGGUUGGAAGAAGAAAGGAAACAGAUAGAGAGAGAAAAACGACUUAGAGAAGAAGAGGAACAUAGAAUAAAGAUGCAGAAACUGGAAGAAUUCCAUAGAUUAUUGCUAGAGCGUGCGAAGUUCUGGGAAGGGAUGAAAAACAGCAAAUGGUUUUUAGAAUGGAAUCAACGACUUACCGAAGCUUUUACGUUCUCAUACUUUGAUCUGCUACCUGCGAUAAUGUUUCAGUUUACAUCACUUAGGCCUUUUACGCCCAGGGAAAACAAGAAACACGCUACGCUGCCUCCGAUUAAGGAAGAGAAGCAAGAACCUGGGUCAUAAUUGUUACAGAGAAUGAGAUAGAAUGGUAGCUUAUUGGAACUAGAGAGCAUCCUCCGUUGUCAACAAGAUGAAAGUUCCUCCGUAGUUAUUGGAAACAACCAGAUCAGAAAGCACUUACCAGAUCUGCUGUACUUAUAAAAGGAAUGGAUGCUUGCAGAGGUACUCAAGUUUGUUUGGAGAGCCAUUCAGAUCAUUUAACAAGUGUGGUUGCAUGUGGGGAUUUCCCUCACCGUAUGGUCAUUUUGUUGGGUCAUCCCCUUCUCUUCUCUCAUCUAGAUGGAGGUAUCGCUUGUCCGAUUUAGUUCUUGAUUAGAAAGAGAGACUCGAUGAAGUUCUUAAUUAUUUUGCCCUCUUCUGAUAUCUUGGUAUCUAAACAAUGAUUAGCUAUGCCUUUUUUCCUUGAUCAAAAUAUCUAAACCCCUGAAGAUUUAACAUUUCUUAUGUUACACAUAGAGUUUAUGUGAGAUUAUUUUUUAUCUCUAAACGUAGAGGGAGAUUUCUUCCUUGCACCUCAUAGAUCUCUAAGGCACGCAAAAUAUGAUUGCUCUGUUCAAACGUUUUGUCCUUUAAACCAAAGUUGACCAGAGUAGAUAAUAACAGAUACCUUUUCUUACAACGUGGUUGAAAUUUAAGUUACCAAAAACUGAAAGGUUACCUUUAUUCCGGAUCUUUUAAUACCUGGAUUUGCACGUUAAUGCAACGCUAUCCCCUGAAAAAUGCCGUUUAGAAAAAUGCAUCAACAUUUUACAAAAUCUGCUCUUCAAUUCUUUCUAACCCGCUAGACAUUAUCCCAAUCAAAUUGCCUUUUUGGCACUGAAAAAGGCAAAGUAAGUGAAUUUUUAGAAGAGGCAAGCUGAGGAGUCGGAAUCUCAUUUUAUGUCGGUUGUAGAGGCAUCGAUUGGAGUCAAAAUCGUAGAGGCAUCUUUUAUGUGUCAAUUAGAGCUUUAAAGCAUAUAUGAACAUUUAAGAACAUCAAAUGUACAUUAGUAUUAUCUACAAAAAGUAGAAUCUUUUUUGUCAAUAACACACAAGAAUUUAUGAAACCAAUCUCUGCUAGAAAAAGGUUUGGGAAAAUUUGAGAUGUCUAGCCCCUUCAUGUUUUGUAAGUGCCCCCAUCCUAGUUUAUCACAACAGUUAAAUUCCCACUUUAUGAUAGGCGUACCCCUUUGGGUCAAAACCUUUUAUAAGAACAUGCAUGUCAUUUUUAUACCAGAUUUAUCCAUUCACUAAUUACGUUUCUAUUCAGAUAACGAAUAUAAUUUUAUCGUCAAAGAUUCUUGAUUUGUGAUUAUUGAAUAGUUUAUAGUUAAUAAAAAGUAGAAAUGUUAGGGUGAUUAUCAUGAUUAAAUCAUGUCUUUAAUCAAAUGUUUAUAAGUAUUAUUAAUCAUUUUGAUGUAUAAUGAAUGUCAAAAA